This is a messenger RNA of Salvia splendens (bonfire salvia), 1306 nucleotides long. RefSeq names its product B3 domain-containing protein REM20. NCBI's taxonomy places the organism in Eukaryota, Viridiplantae, Streptophyta, Magnoliopsida, Lamiales, Lamiaceae. The transcript is spliced from 4 exons. Gene Ontology annotation, molecular function: DNA binding. The record is from RefSeq and is a predicted model, not a curated record. The coding region runs from base 252 to 1028 and encodes 258 amino acids.
UAUCACACUCUACCUAACAAAAUUGAGUAGGUUCAUAAUCUAACAAAUACUAAAAUAUACCCUCAGUCACAUAUGUUUUUCCCAUUUCCGUGCGGACUGCAAAAUAUCAAACAGGGAGACAAAUGAGCACUCUGACGAUGGCAACAACAAGCGCUACUUCUCUUCCUAAUGUUCGGUGUGCGGAUUACUGUCGAUUGCCCAGUUUCUUGAAGCGGUUCUCAAGAUUUUGAAACUGCGAAAGCAUUGUAAGAAUGCAAUUUUCUCUUCUCUGCAAGUGUAGAUAUAUGCUCAAAUAUCAAACUUCAUUUUUGCAACUGCAUCGCCUUCCAGCACAGUGGGUGAGAGAGUAUGGGAAUGACCUCCCACUCCAUUGCACACUCUCCAUGGAAAAUGGAAAACGGUGGGUAGUGACGAUGAUAGAAUUUGCCAAUGGUUGUUACUUCAUGUCUGGAUGGGAGGAAUUUGUGAAAGAUAAUUAUAUAUCACACGGGGACGCCCUAACGUUUACUCAUAUUGGAGCCGGAGAAUUCCACGUGAUGCGCUACGACUCUAAGAAUGGUUGCCCUCACCGAGACGAUUGUAAUGUGUGGGAUCCCUCAUGGGAAGGACCAGCCAAGGUAGAGCCUGAUUUGGACACCUCAGACGACUACGAGUCCUUCGAAGAUGAGUUGUCGGACGACUCUGGAGCGGUACAUAACCCAACGCAUGAGGUAUUGGGGAUGGGAGUGAUUCCACAGUUUAGUGUGAUGCUCAAGAAGACCAAGUAUGAGCACUCAUUAUUGCAGAAAUUUCCAUCGGGUUUCUGUAAGAAACAUCUUUCUAUGAUAUCAUCGGCAUGCAUUGGGGCAUAUUUUACAGUGGAGGAUCAGACUUGGCAGAUGGUGCUCCGCAACAAGAAUGGCAAGAUUCGCACUAAACGUGGGUGGAAGCGAUUCAUGACCAAUAACCGUGUUCGAGCAGGGAUGCGUUGCACCUUUCAGUUAAUCGACGUUGAUGAGGUGCAAUUCUAUGUUACCUUUGAACUUUGAUUUGGUGGUCUAAUGUUAUGCCUGGUUCCUCUUUUGACUGAUGUUGCUUCAUGAAACCAUUACGUUUUGGGGUUUACUUGGAUUUUUCUUAAGACUUUCAUGAAAGACUCUGUUAUUGUAUGCUUAACCUUCACAAAUGUGUGAGCAUUGGUGCAUCAUUUCUGUCGCUGUUGUAGUGUCUAUUAUGUCAAAGUUUGGUGAUGAAGUGAAUAUUAUCACUAUAUUUUGUAAGGUGAUGUAAAAUAGCUAAUGAACUAAUAUCUAUUAGAAAUCUUUGU